AUGGUGGCUCCUCUCCUUUGGAGACAGAGAGAGUAUGUUGGAGUCGAUCUGCCUGCAUUGGAGCCACAUACACCAUCAAAACUCGGUUACGACAAAGCCUCCAACAACACAAAGAAACUCUUUUGGACGACCGACGACGAACACCUGCGACAGUUGACGUACUGGAAGAGACCCAAAGAGAUUAAGAAGGUUAUGGGCAUGGUAUUUUUCGGUCGACGGCAUUCCGUCUCGAUCUUGGAUUGCUACUUGAAGCGGAAUCUUGUCAAGAACGGGGGUAUGCUCGACGGUGUCAUCUUUGUGGAACGAACUCAAGACGAACAGGAUCUCAAGCUCCUGGCCAAGAUGCUGAAUAGCGAACCGAGCUACAAGAGAUGGAAGAUCGAGAUGAGCGACGAGGACAACUUUACAAGCGGGUUCGGAAACUCGUACGACAGGGUUGAGGAUGAUGUCCUGUACGUCAAGAUUGACGACGAUAUCGUGUUCAUGGAGGAUAGUGUCAUCCCUUCUAUCAUCAAGAAGAAGAUGGAGCACCCCGAGUACUACGUCGUCUCUGCCAACGUCGUCAACCAGCCACUACUUAGUUGGGUUCACUGGAAUCUUGGCGUGGUUAAACCCUACCUUCCUGAAGUCAACAACGAGGGAGCGACCAAGUCGUUCGAUAUUAAGGAUUCCAUGAAGUACGACUGGCAAGUCACCAAACUGCCACGGUGGAAAGGGCCGAUCGAUUUCAAGUUGGAUGAGUGGGACGCCGACGAUAAACAGCAUCGUUGGCUUCCCGUCAAGCACCAGGGUGAUCAUAUCCUCGACAACACUCCCAUCGAGACGACCGAGUAUCAUCCCAUGGGUCGCGGCUGGACUGAGUGGAAGAUUGGUGCGCAGGAGCACUACAGUUUCCUCGAGAACCUCGAACACAACCGCUUGUCCCAGUACAAGUUCGACACAUGGGACUUUCAGUACGAGAGGAUGGGCAUUCAGUUCAUCGCCAUGUUGGGCAAGGACAUUAACAUCGCCAAGCCGAUUGAGUCGGACGACGAGAAUCACUUUUCGUGCACGAUGCCACGACAACUCGGAAGGCAUGCGGUAGCUAAUGGAAAAGGCAUUGCUGUGCACUAUAGCUUCGGUAGCCAGCGUGGCGGCAUGGAACGAACCGACAUCCUCGCCCGAUACAGAGCCUUUGCGCGAGACAAUAUCUGCGCCAGUCCGAUGUUGUGGAAGCCCGAGGACGACUGA
Messenger RNA from Fusarium vanettenii 77-13-4, 1230 nucleotides. RefSeq lists its product as uncharacterized. The transcript is spliced from 4 exons. Bases 1 to 1230 code for a protein of 409 amino acids. The record is from RefSeq and is a predicted model, not a curated record. Lineage: Eukaryota; Fungi; Ascomycota; Sordariomycetes; Hypocreales; Nectriaceae.